This is a messenger RNA of Naegleria fowleri, 4632 nucleotides long. RefSeq lists its product as uncharacterized. Gene Ontology annotation, biological process: protein phosphorylation. The record is from RefSeq and is a predicted model, not a curated record. Bases 1 to 4632 code for a protein of 1543 amino acids. Lineage: Eukaryota; Heterolobosea; Eutetramitea; Acrasida; Naegleriidae. Gene Ontology annotation, molecular function: protein kinase activity; ATP binding. The transcript has a single exon.
AUGAAAUUUCACACCUUGAUGAAAACCUCACACCAAGAGGAAUUGGUUCUCAGCGACAGUUCUUGUCCUUCUUCCAUUCUUGGUCCUCUCACAACUUCUCACGACUCCACACCUUUGAGUGACUACUCUCAUUCAUAUAACGAAUUCUCUUAUGAUCAGAGGUUUCUGUUCAAAAAGCACAAUGAUGAAUCGACUUGUUUAUCGCAUCACCACUUGUCAUUCUCUUUCAAUAAGAAUGUGAACUAUUGGCUUUUGAUGUCUCUCUUCAUGAUCAUGAUGGUAGUCCUAGUACUAGUCUUUUCAUCAACCUAUUUCAUAUCUUUAAAUGUUUUCAACAAGAGUCAAUCCUCCAACCAAAACCAUUCUCAAAAAGAAACAACUUUUGCCACCAGAGUUGUUUGUGGAGUAACCUGCGUUCAUGGUGAUUGCAUUACUGAUGUCAUUAAUGGAGAUUAUUGUAAAUGUCAUGACGGCUAUACGGAUCUCUCAUGUGACAAGGUCAUCUUUGACUUUGAUAGUGAUCAAGCUCUUCUUUCGACGAUCGCAAGUGAAGUCGUGGCCAUAAAUCCAACGAAUUGUCUCAAUCUCUUUAAAAGUUACAUUCCUGCCUUUGGACUUGAUAGCGAUUGUUAUUCUAGAAACAACACGCUAUUCGUUCAAUUAGGAGCUGAACAUCAAAUCUUUGGAAGAUACUUUAAUUACUCUGGUCAAAUUCCGUUUAAAAUCAAUGCACUUCCGAGACAAACACCACAAGCAAUGUUAGAAGUUGUACCAAUUUCUGGACUAGGUGCCAUGAUUCGAACUUCAAAAAGUUAUCGAUAUUCACCCAAUGCACAGCUCAACUUUAAAUUUUUCACAAAGGACUCACCAACCUCCAAUAACAUUAAGAAUAUCAACACUCCAGAUUUUAUAAUUCCUUCGAAUAGUGUUAAAGCAUCGCCAACAACAUUUUUGGUGAAUGUUACACAAAGAGGAUUAGCUUGGGAUGUUGGCACGGGCUCGAACGGAUUGGAUCCGACACUCCUUCCAGCAAGUUUUUUCUACACCACCAAUGAAUUUACUUGUACAGGUGUGAAUUGUUUUUUGGAAGCUUUUUUGACAGGACCAAGUAAUGGUUAUACCACUACUUUUGCUUUUGACGGCUCUCUCGUUAAUUCUUUGUCAGGCUAUCAAUUGAUCAAGCUUUCUUCCUCUCUUUUACCCUCCUCAUUUAAGAAUGGAUCCAUUCUUACCAUUGGUGCGACAUCCACAACAAACACUCUUCAACCAAUAGCAUCAAGGAAUGUCGCUGCAAGUUUUAAUGACAUGGCUACAAUGAUCAACACUUUUUAUGUGCUAAUUGGAGGAGGUAAAACUCAAUCCAUUUCUGGAGGAAAUGUGCAAAUUGUUGUGACUUCUGUGGAUCCUGUCAAUUAUCCAUUAAGUUUACUCUCAAAUUUAGCAAUUAAUUGGCAAUGCGUAGGUCCCUCUGGGAGCAAUUGUGGUCUUCAGUCACAAGGUCUGUCAGCCUCUAUCAGCAAUGCAAACCUCAUUCUUGGAAACUAUGUCAUUACAGCAGCUAUUGGAAGUUUCACAACUUUAACCACAAAUGUUCAAAUUGUGAAUGCAGUUCCCUUGCAGGUUACAUUGUCACCAAUUCCUGCGUUUACAUCAAAAGGAUCAACAAUUCAAUUUUCAGCCCUUGUCACUUCUGUGGAAAAAGCACCUUCGAUAAGUUUUGACGUUUUUCAAAACAAUAUCAAAUUGAGUGAUACCCCAACCUAUACGGCAAACCAAAAUUCUAAUUCCUUUUAUAUGAAUGCAGCAUUUUCUACCGUUAACACUAUUCCAUAUUCAUCUCUUCAAAUUAUCAUGUAUUUGAAUGGAACCUCUUUCAACUUUUCUACAACCAUCAUGCCAAAGCCAUUGAGAUUUGGAACGUGUAGAGUUUUUUCCUUUCCCGAUAAUGCUAGCCCAAUCUAUGCCUAUGAGUCUGUAUUAGCAUUGACAUGUUCUUCAACUAUUCCUGAAAAAGAUGUGAAAUCCGUUACGAUUGACAUUGUGGACUCAUCUACCAAUGAAUUGAUGUAUGCUGUAUCGAGCACUAAACAAACAUCAGUAAUGACUCGAGUUGGAGCUGGAAAUAUGAACAUUGUUUUCUCGCAAACAGAUCAUUAUGGUGGCGUUGUCACCAACACAAUUCCAAUCUCUGUCUCCUAUCCAACAAGUGUGGACCCAGGUACCUAUACAUUACAACAAUGUGUGCAAUACGUCUACGAUCGAGUACUGCCACCAUCAAACCAAACAACAAAUAUUCUGACAGCUAAUUAUUUUGCAAUCCUAUUGAACAUGUGUGCUACUGGCAAAUAUACAAUAAGUGCAUCACCUCUCGAUGUUGGUCUCAUCAACAGCACACUCUCUACAAUAUUUUCAACAAUCAAUGAAAUGAGAACAAAAGUAUUCCACUCGAGUGUGGAUGAUUUGGCUGCAGAAUAUUUAACACCACUCCUCGUACAAGUAGUUUCUUUCACUAAGACCUUAAACCUGUACAAUAAUUUGUUGUUACCAACUUUUGGUAAUACCUGGGCCAUUCAUGCCAAGUUUAUUUUACAACACAUCAAACCUUCAAGAAUUUCCAAGAACAAUUUAAUAGCUCUUCAACAAACACUGAACGAUGUGUAUGCUCAACAACCCAUCUCCAAGAAUCAACCAUUCUCAACAAUAUCUUCUCAACUGUUGGAUUAUGUAAAAACCAUCACACGAUCGUGGGAACUACAAUUCAUCAGUAGUAGUAGCGUAACAGAGUAUUCCCUCAAUUCAUUGAAAGGCAAAAUUUCCAUUGUGCCAAACAUUGCUGAAUUUUCUGGAUGGACAACAUCACUGGUUGGAAAUGUCACCAUUACGUUUCCAAAGAAUGGUCUCACAGACGCAUUUUCCACUUCACGUUAUCGAGUGUUGACUUCUGUAUUUGAUUUUUCAAGCAUUUCUUCGAACUUGAUUCCAACCUCGAGCCUUCCUUUGAUUCAAAAUAUUUAUUCCAUCGAUAUCAAAAGAGAAAGUGACGACUCAGUCCUCGCUGUCAACAAUUUACAACAACCCAUUCAACUUUUAUUUAACAUUUCCACAGGCAGCCUCAACUCCACUCUUCUACAAUUGUAUUUGAACAAUAAGGCAGGAAUCGUUUGUCGGUACUUUGAUUCUGUAUGGGUCAAUGAUUCCACCAUUGCAACCACCGUUCAACCCGUUAUUCAGAAAUUAAGUUUUUCAACUUUCAAUGCUAUCACUAACACAACUGUCAUGACCAAUACCACCACCACAACCAAUCUUGUCAUCACCUGUGAAACGCGUCACUUGACUUCGUUUGCCCUCUUUGCCGAUAUUUAUCCCUCUCCACCAUUCAUCAAUGCCUCAACCAAUUCCACAAAUACCACAAAUCUUGAUCCAAAAGAUCCAGGAGCUGUGGUCGCACCUAAUGGUUUGGGAGGAGGUGAAAUUGCCGCCAUUGUGGUUUCCAUUUUGGUUGUAUGUGUUCUUGUACCAAUCGUUGUGGUGCUGUUAGCAGUGAUAGGAUUUUAUGUGGUGAAGAGAAAGCAAAAAUCUAAAACGGUAACCAAUUCUCAUAUCGUCACCAGUGAUGCCGUUCUGAGAGAAUUCGAACCUAAAAGUAAUAUAGCCACUCAAGGUUCCUCAUCUCCUCUCUUCAUUAGUGAAUAUCGGUCCAUGAAAGGAGGUGGAUUGGCUGCACAGAAUGAUUUAGUGACUUCACAAAGUUCUGUAACUUCGAGUCCGACCACUUCGACCAUUGUGACACAAAAUGUUUUAGGCAAAAAGUAUGAAAUUAUUGAGAAAAUUGGAGCUGGAGCUUUUGGAGCAGUCUUUAAAGCAUCUGUUUUGAGCCAGAAAUCAACGGAGAGUGCUCUUGUUGCAGUCAAGAAAAUUCAACUUUCUGGCCUUUCAGAAUUGAAUGAAAAGUUUAAGGAAGCUGUCGCCAUGUUCAAGAUGAAACAUGAACAUUUAGUUUCACUCGAAGAUGCACUCAUCGAUGAAGCAAGCAUGUCCCUCUUCCUUGUUAUGAAAUAUUACGCUUACGGAGAUUUGGAUCAAUUCAUCAAAGAAAAGAAACAUCUCUCUGAAAAGGUACUGAAACAAAUCAUUGUUCAAGUAUGCAAAGGUUUAAAGUAUUUAGAGGAAGAACGAGACAUGCUUCAUCGUGAUGUGAAACCAUCAAAUAUAUUCAUUGAAUCUUUCGAUACCAAGAGGAAUAAGAUUAAGGUCGUGUUGAGUGAUUUCGGAUUGGCCCGCGAGAGUGCCAUGUUGCAGUCGAUGAGUUUUGCAGGUACACCCUUCUUCAUGUCGCCACAAAUGUUAAUAGGAUCCAAGUAUAGUUUCAAUGCAGAUGUUUUCAGUUUAGGAUGUAGCAUCUUUGGUUUGACCACAUUUGAUUUAACAGUUUCAUUGGCUCAACUCUAUUUACAAAAGAUGUCCAAUACAGAGGAAGUGAAAGAGUAUGUGAGUGACAAGAUCAAACAAUGCGGCGAGAAAUACAGUGAUGGAUUUAUUAAGACCGUGUUGGCCAUGCUUGAAUAUGAUCCAGAGAAGAGACCUAAAGCGUCUCAAGUGCUGGCCAUGGACUUUUUCAAAGAUGUUCAAUAA